Messenger RNA from Staurois parvus, 633 nucleotides. NCBI's taxonomy places the organism in Eukaryota, Metazoa, Chordata, Amphibia, Anura, Ranidae. The record is from the annotation of a GenBank genome assembly.
CCUCCCAAUCAUGUGACUCAGGUGCUCCAAUCCCCUCCCUAUCAUGUGAUUCAGGUGUUAAAAUUCCCUCCAUAUCAUGUGAUUCAGGUGUUCCAAUCCCCUCCAUAUCAUGUGAUUCAGGUGUUCCAAUCCCCUCCAUAUCAUGUGAUUCAGGUGUUCCAAUCCCCUCCAUAUCAUGUGAUUCAGGUGUUCCAAUCCCCUCCAUAUCAUGUGAUUCAGGUGUUCCAAUUCCCUCCCAAUCAUGUGAUUCAGGUGUUCCAAUCCCCUCCAUAUCAUGUGAUUCAGGUGUUCCAAUCCCCUCCAUAUCUUGUGAUUCAGGUGUUCCAAUCCCCUCCAUAUCAUGCGAUUCACGUGCUCCAAUCCCCUCCAUAUCAUGUGAUUCACGUGCUCCAAUCCCCUCCAUAUCAUGUGAUUCAGGUGUUCCAAUCCCCUCCCAAUCAUGUGAUUCAGGUGUUCCAAUCCCCCCCAUAUCAUGUGAUUCAGGUGUGUCCAAUCCCCUCCAUAUCAUGUGAUUCAGGUGUUCCAAUCCCCUCCAUAUCAUGUGAUUCAGGUGUUCCAAUCCCCUCCAUAUCAUGUGAUUCAGGUGUUCCAAUCCCCUCCAUAUCAUGUGAUUCAGGUGUGUUCCAAUCCCCU